Messenger RNA from Klebsormidium nitens, 2934 nucleotides. The record is from the annotation of a GenBank genome assembly. NCBI's taxonomy places the organism in Eukaryota, Viridiplantae, Streptophyta, Klebsormidiophyceae, Klebsormidiales, Klebsormidiaceae.
CGGAGCUGUGCAUCUUAGAUGCUGACAUGCUGAAGGGCAAGCGACUCUGAGCUGGUUGAGCUGCUUCUUGAGCUGAAUGACCUCUGAAAGCCCUUAGUACUCAUUAAAGAAAAUUGCUUGUGAUCACUCAGCUAGCGGGCCCCUCCCCUCAGUGCUUAUGACGUUUUCAAAACCUUUGCAUCAAAGAUCAGAAUCAAUGCAGUGAGCGGGCACCAGCGCAGCCUGCAAUUUUAGAGUCAGGAUAGCUUUGCUGCGAAAAAUGUUGAGGACCUUAUAAUCUAUCAGCAGUGAGAAAGACUUCCAGGCAGGCAUCAGGUAGAGUGGCAUGAGGUGACCGCAUCGUGCAGCUGCAUUGGCCCUCGCGAUUGCAGAACAUCCUCAUGGAGCAGCCCGGGCCAGAGUAUGUGAAGAAGAAGGUGCGAAUCCUGGGCAUCGAGCUGGCAGAGGACGAGGGCGCCAUUGUUGUCCUGUAUGAGGUAGAAGGCACCUUCUAUGCGGACGAUGGGGUUACCCUGGAGACCACCCUAGAACCCAAGGAGAAGAGAAUUAAACUGAAGCGACUGACCGAGAGCAGCGACAUCCCACGGUUGGCCAAGGACGUCGUAGAGAAAUGCAAGCUGCUCUCACAAUCAAAGGUCCCGGUGGUGGAGAGCCUGCUGUACGAGCUGCAACGGCGGGAACUAGAGGCGGACUACCGCCACCAGAGCAAGCACGACGCCCACGACAUGCGGCGCUUAGACGUUGACAGGCUGCAGGAGGAGGCCUUGUCCCCGGAGUCGCGGCCGGGGAGCGCAGCCCGGCUGGAGGAUCUGGAGGACUACCUGGAGCAGCUCUACGAGGGCCUCGACGAAAAGGUGCGCGCAACGGGGCUUAUACUGCAGCUGGCGCGACAGACGGAGAACCUGGAGGGACUGCUCACACACACCACCCUUCUGGGCGCGCUCGCGCGCGUGCUGCGUGAGGAUGGGCGCAAGAGCCUGGACCUGAGCCUGAACAUCGUGGGGGUCUACUUCGCCUUCUCCAACUUCUCGCAGUUCCACCAGGUGUUGGUGGAGCAGCAGAUUGGCACUCUGACGAUGGGCAUCAUCGACCUAGAGGUGCAGCGCAUCGAUGCAAAAGCGGCGGAGGGCGCGGUGUCGCCCGGAGACCGCCCCGCGUCGCGCGCGUCGCGGCGUCAGGAGAAGCUGCUGUACCUGUGCUUCUAUCUGCUGCUCCACCUGGCAGAGGACGUCAGCAUCGAGAAGAAGAUGAAGAAGCGCAACAUCACCAGCUACCUCGUGAAGAUGCUGGAGAGGCGGAGCGUCGACCUACUCAUACUCGCGGUGGUGUUCUUGAAGAAGCUGAGCAUCUUCCGCGAGAACAAGGACGACAUGCGCGAGGCGGGCAUAGCCGACAAGCUCGCCGCGCUCGUGCCCUGCAAAAAUGAGGGCUUGCUUGGGUGCGUGCUGCGGCUGCUACUUAACCUUUCCUUCGACAGCGAGUUACGGGACGACAUGGCCAAAAGCGGGUUGAUCCCAAAGCUGGUGGGUCUCCUGAAGUCGCAGCGCCACGUCAACCUCGUUUUGGGCUUGCUGUACCACGUGUCUGUGAGUGACGCCAGCAAGUCCAUGUUCACGUACACGGAGGCCAUCCCCAUUGUGCAGCAGAUGCUUCUGCAAAGCACGGACACGCGCGCAUCUCCGGAGCUCAUCGCGCUCGCCAUCAAUUUGACCGUCAGCCCAAGAAAUGCAGAGGUGAUGUGCGACCAGGGCGGCUUCGACCAGCUGUUGUCGCGCGCGCUGCGCGGCCGCGACGCGCUCCUCUUCAAGGUGGUGCGCAACUUCAGCCACCACGAGGCGCUCAAGCCGCGCUUCCACAGGUACGUACCGGACCUUGUGCACGUAGCGACCGAACCGGACACGUCCACUGAGCUUCUGGUGGAGGUGCUGGGCACGGUGGGCAACCUGACGUGCGCGGGGCUGGGCCUGGACGAGCUGGCCGCCGACUACGGACUGCUGCCCGCGCUCGCAGACCUCCUGCACCCGGGACACGUCGAGGAUGACGUCAUGCUCGAGGCCAUCGUUCUGGUGGGCACCCUAUGUUCCGCGGGCACCGAGAGCGGAAUCAUCAGCGCCGGAAUCGUGGGCCAGCUGUGGCACGUCCUCCAGGAGAAGCAGGAGGACCUCGAAAUGGUCGCGCAGACAGUGUACGUGUUCCAGCGGCUACUGCUGCUCCCCGCCGCGCGCGCCGCCCUGCUCGCGCUGCCCAACCUGGUGCCGGGCCUCGUGCACAUUCUGCAGAGCCGGAGCCCGGUGGUGCGCGCGGUGGCGGACCAGGUGCUGGACAGCAUUAGCGGGCUGGGCCCCCAGUGGGAAGCGGCCAUCCGACGGCUCAAGUUCGAAGCGCACAACCGGGAAUGGAUGGACGCCGUCCAGGACGACAGUGAGGACGAGGGGUCGCCGUACAGCGCCGGCGGGGGCGGUCCCCCGGGGCCUCGCGGGUACAGCGACGACGAGGAAGACCACAGCCCGGGCAGCGACAUCGACAUGGGCUGGCGACUAGGGAAAAGGGGGAGCUCGCGCGGGCGGUCGCCCUCAGACGACGGUCGGCGAAGGGAAGAUAUCUACGGGGGGCCUGACAUGGAAGGCGACUACUCCGACGCAGACGGGGAGCACGAGCAGAUGCGCGGCUACCGGGACUGACCACGUUAAGUACGUCGAAAACCCCUGCUUUAGAAACGAAUUGGGUAAUUUCUGGACUUGGACCAUAGGCGCGCUUCCAGAGUGCUGUGUUGUUCGAUUCAUGCAUCAGUACUUCAAAGAUUUGCGUGCUAUCACAGGGCUGCUUAUCUGUCCUGUCAUAUUGAUGUGUCGUCCUGUCAGGGCGCGCAUUCUCCGUUCUAUGAACUUCAAUCUACAUAUCGUCCCGUUUGAUCGAUCCUUAACUUCAACUCCC